AGGCUGCGAUGUUCUGGCACACCAUCGCACUGCUGGAGCUUACACUGCACACAGCGUCCGGUGCCGAGUUCUACCAAGGUUCUGUGGUCUUCCGCUGUGAGGGCGAAACUGGGCCUGUGGAGGUCUCUGCUCCAGUGCGGUACAGCGUUCUGGAGGUUGCGGGGCAGCUGUUGGCACUCUGUUUGCUCAGUGGGUCUUUGUACCUGGGCUCGCGCGCGCAGUGGCUCACCUGCCUGGAGGUGGAGGCGGGUGCGCUACGCGAGACCUUGGACUCCAGCAGGAUCUGCCCCAGGAACCAGCAUCCCGUGCUGACUCGUGUUUAUGGCAAGCAGCUUAUGGACCUCCGUGUGGGAAAAGGCCAAGGUUCCUUGCCGCUGGACCGGCCAAAGAGCUGGCCGGAGGACUCGACUGUGGUGAUGGCAGCCUUCGGGCAAUACCGCGAAGCUCCCAGUCCGCAGGUGAGGCGGCGCCAGUACUUGCUGACCAUUGGAGGUUUGGGUAUCGUUCUUCUGCACGGUUCAUCCACCUCCUGCUGGGGCUGCAUCAACGAAGUGGUGCUGGGCAGCACUGGUGGGCUCUUCGACGUAGAAGCGCAGCUGCUACUGCUUGGCUCCUGCGGGCGGCACAAUGGGAGCGGCAUCCCCUGCCUGUUGGCGGGCUUCUGCCUCACGAUGCUCCUCUUCUGCCAGGCGGUGAUCCUGCUCUCAGGCGCGAGUGACAGCGCGCAGGAUGACGACCAGAUGGCCAUCACCCUGGUCGAUGCCAGGGAAUACCAGGAGAAUCUCAUCUAUGGGCUGUAUGCCGGACAGGAGGUGCGCAGCCACGUUUGGCUUCGUCCGAAUGGCAGCUACUGGGAGGUGGCAGACUUCACUGCGUUCUUCAAUGGCGUUGAGAGCUGCCCGACCAGCGGUCCAGCGCAGGACGGGCGUUCUUCCUGGCGUCGGAGCCAGGCGGUUGUCAGUGGUGUGCGAAUCAUUCACGAGCUGGAUGCACAGUGGUCCUCUGUGCAUUCGCGGGGGCUGCCAACGGAGGAAGGCCCUUGCUCCGUGUGCGUGCAGUUCACUUCGGAGGGAAAGGAGGUGCGGCAGAUGGUUCCGGUGGACUUCCUGCCAGGCGCCUUCUUUUGCUCCGUCAGCGUUGGCCGCAGACAAGCAUGGAGCAACCUCUCCAUGAUCGCGUCAGCCGCUGCAAUGGCGUUGAUUGUGUUUGACCUCAGUUUCCAUGUGCAGUACAUCAUUCAAGGCACGCUGCUCAAGGACUGUGAGGACAUCAUCAGCGGCCGUUGCUUGGAGCUGGAGCCCCGGGACCGCAUCACAGUGCGCUCCGCCAUGGGCGCGUACCUGGCGAUUCUCGGUGCAAUAUGUGUGGCAGCGAUCAUUUGCAUUUUAGUUAGUCUGAAAUGACACCAUCUCGCA
This is a messenger RNA of Effrenium voratum, 1415 nucleotides long. The record is from the annotation of a GenBank genome assembly. Lineage: Eukaryota; Dinophyceae; Suessiales; Symbiodiniaceae.